AUGCCACCCUCUUUCUAUUGCAACUUUUUCUUGCUAGCCAGUCUAUGUUGUGUGCUCCCUGGCUCCCAGACUAAAGGUUACCAAAAGAAAGGCGCCUCAAACCAUGACAUCAACAACCAGGAACUCCCCCAUUGCCAGAAAAUUACCCAUACCAUCACCGACAUCUCCUUGUUCUUGCUCCAAAAGGCAGUCCAUUGGCCCAAACAACCCAACAUUAUGUUCUCCCCAGUGAACAUCGUGGCUGCCUUCACAAUGCUCUCCCUGGGAGCUAAGGGCAGCACUCACCAACAAAUCCUGAAUGGGCUGAGGCUCAAACUCAGAGAGAUGACUGAAAAGGAGAUAUACAAGUGCUUCCAACAUUUCCUCCAUACACUCUUCCAGCCAAACCAGCAGCUCCAGCUGACCAUGGGCAGCAGCCUGUUCAUCCAAAAGCAUCUGAAGAUGUUAGACAAGUUCAAAAGCGUGGUUACAGAGUCGUACCACUCGGAAGCCAUUCCCAUAGACUUCACGAACAUUCAAGAAGCCAUGAUGCAGGUCAACAAACAAGUGGAGAGGCAAAGCUAUGGUCAUAUAGUACAGGUGGUCAGGGAACUGCCGCUAGACACAGUUCUGGCCUUGGUGAACUACAUCUACUUUGAAGGAAUCCAGAACACUGAAAUUCAGGCUGAGCAUGUAAUAAAAGAUAAGUUCGGCCUGGACACAGGCACUGUGCUUUUUGUGACCAUGAUCAACCGCUUGGGUAAAUUUUACCUGCACAAGGAUAAGAGUCUGUCCAGCUGGGUGCUGAUACAGCACUAUGUAGGGAAUGCCAUGGCCUUCUUCAUCCUGCCAGACCUUGGGAAGAUGCCGCAGCUGAUCCAAAACCUGAGCUAUGAGUACAUCUUUAGCAUCCAGAGGCACAUUAAUCCAAGGUUUGCCAACUUACGUUUCCCCAAAUGUACCAUCUCUGCCACCUAUGACCUGAUAGCAGUCAUGAGGACGCUGGGCAUCACCCAGGUCUUCAGCAACGAGGCUGACCUGUCAAAAAUCACAACAGAUGGUCCUGUGAAACUUUCUCAGGUUCCUGCUCUGAGUCCGACCUCACCGUACUUAGGCUGGUCCUAA
Molecule: messenger RNA, 1104 nt
Organism: Rattus norvegicus (Norway rat)
Lineage: Eukaryota; Metazoa; Chordata; Mammalia; Rodentia; Muridae
Source: RefSeq, a predicted model, not a curated record